Molecule: messenger RNA, 729 nt
Organism: Pseudogymnoascus verrucosus
Lineage: Eukaryota; Fungi; Ascomycota; Leotiomycetes; Thelebolales; Thelebolaceae
Exons: 3
Coding region: 1-729 (242 amino acids)
Source: RefSeq, a predicted model, not a curated record
AUGAAGAUCGCAACUAUCCUCGGUUUGGCUGGCACUGCCGCAGCGCACGGCUACGUUUCCAGCAUUGUAGCAGACGGUGUUACCACUUCAGGCUGGCUUGUCUCCUACUGGUAUGAUUUAGUGAAUCAUGUUCCCAUUCCCCAGACCCCAGGAUGGUACGAAGAGGCGUUGGACCUUGGAUUCGUCCCUCCAAAUGAAUAUCAAAACCCCAACAUCGCCUGCCACAAGAAUGCAGUCAACGCGAACGUCUCGGCGACAGUUGCUGCGGGUGGGUCCGUCAAGUUCCAAUGGACUGACUGGCCACACAACAUCGGCCCUGUCUUGACCUACGUCGCCAAAUGCAGCGGAGACUGCAAAACUGCGGACAAGACCGCGCUCAAGUUUGUCAAGAUUGAUGAGUCUGGAAUUGACCUCACCAGUCAGGUCUGGGCUGCUGGAAAGCUGAUGGCUGACGGCAAUUCGUGGACUACGAAAGUGCCAAAGACUCUUGCUCCAGGUCAUUAUGUCUUCCGCCACGAAAUUAUCGCAUGCCACGGUUGCACUUCGCUCAAUGGCGCGCAAAACUAUCCGUUCUGCGUGAACAUUGACGUGACGGGUUCUGGCACAGCAAACCCAGUGGGAACUGUUGCUUCCAGCCUUUAUAAGAGUAAUGACCCAGGUAUUUUAUUCAACCCGUAUGUCACCAUGACGAGUUAUAAAAUCCCCGGGCCUGCUCUGUGGACUGGGUAG